Molecule: messenger RNA, 1303 nt
Organism: Biomphalaria glabrata
Lineage: Eukaryota; Metazoa; Mollusca; Gastropoda; Planorbidae
Product: cilia- and flagella-associated protein 77-like
Exons: 7
Coding region: 205-1041 (278 amino acids)
Source: RefSeq, a predicted model, not a curated record
UGCGGCAGGAAGUAAAAGAGAAUUACCAUACAUCAUCUCAAAUACACUGCACAAAUACUUUUGAACUAAUCUAGUAGAUAAAUAGAGUCAUUUUGAUUCUAAUUUCAUGUAUACUUGUUCGAUAGGAGCCCACUUGUUACGGUUAUAAUGUUUGGUAGACAUUAAACAUCAGGUGUCUGUCUACCUCAUCGUGACAACUCCGCCAUGCCUAGCCCUUGGGAUACGGAAUGUGAUCCGUUCAAUUACACCUCGACUGGCUACCUGGGCAAGAAGAGACCAGAGAUGCUUAUCAAUGAGCUGCUUUUGAAGGAUAAAAUGGGCAAGCCUAAAGCCAGAGGUCGGGUAUUGCCCAAAAACAUUACAUUUGGUGACGUCAACAACUGCCCCUGGACAGCAGCACAUGCUCUCUCUGGAUGGGCUGGACAUCUACCUACACAAAAGGAGAUAACUGGAGAGGAGCCCGUGGUACGCUGUGAUUUCCUCCAACUGAACAGAGGCGCCAUUACGUCCGGUAUAGUUAAUCCCAAAGAGCUGAGAGUUUUCAGGAAAACUCACUUCCGAAUGUACGCCCCUGGGAUGAUCGACGGGGAAAGAAGUGAAAAGAAAAUAGAGCGCCCCCCAGCCAAGAAACACGACCCUAACAAGGUCUUUGGAAUGGUGAAUCCUCAAGAUCCUCCAUUGCAAGACUUUUUGACUCACAAAUUUCAAAAUGAUUGGCUGAAAGGAACUAAAGUACAAUCCAACACUGUGGCAGCGAAUGAAAAAUUUAACAUGAAAUGGAGUCGUUGGGCACCGACAAGAGCCUCGUUGUUGAGAGAAGUCCUGGUUCCAGUUGCCAUAGACGAACAGCCCUGGAGAAUGCCCAAAUUUGUGGACAAGGUGAAGCCUCAUUUAUCAACCUUCAGAUCUGAGAAAGAGUUAGAAGAUGCAUGGGAGGCUUACAACUAUGAAAAGUGUGGACGUCUGGGUCAAACUGGACAAGGCAUUACUAUCUCCAAUGUCCGAGAGCGACCCUAUCUGCCUGCUAUUAAGUCUACCUAAAAUCCUAACGUUUUGUCGAUUCUUUUUAAAUUUUUUCAAUUGCCUAAAUAUUUUUAUUUUUCCUUUCUAUAAAAACAUAUGUACCUAGCUAAACACAGAACAAUUGUAGAAGUUUCCAAUCGAGAAACUGUUGAGUUUGGUCAAAUAAAAAGAGUUAUUUUGCUAUGGAUAAUUAUUUUACCAAUACCUUUUAUGCUCUAGAAUGGAUUGUAAACUCAAUAAAUCUUUAUAAAUCUGUAAAAUGAAAAUCAUAUUUUCAAAU